AUGGUGGACGCGUUCCGCAUGCAGAUUCUGCAGACCAAGGACCUGGGCACGUGUCCGGUGAGGCAGAUCGGCAACUGCUCGUUCCUGUACAUGCGCAUCAGCAACGUGUACAUCGUCAUCGUCGUCAACAGCAACGCCAACGCCGCGCUCGCCUUCAAGUUCAUCGUCGAGGCCGUGGCGCUGUUCAAGUCGUACUUCGGAGGCACGUUCGACGAGGAUUCCAUCCGCAACAACUUUGUCCUCAUUUACGAGCUGCUGGACGAGAUCAUGGACUUCGGGUUCCCACAGAAUCUAUCACCGGAGAUCGUGAAGCUGUACAUCACACAAGAGGGCGUCCGCUCGCCCUUCUCCAAGGAGAAGGAGGUGAGGCCGCCUGCCAAUGCGACGCUGCAAGUCACGGGCGCCGUGGGGUGGCGGAGAGAAGGGCUCGUGUACAAGAAGAACGAGGUCUUUUUGGAUAUCGUUGAGAGUGUCAACCUCCUCAUGUCACAAAAAGGCACCAUACUGCGGUGUGACGUGACGGGCAAGGUGCUGAUGAAGUGCUUCCUCUCGGGCAUGCCGGACCUCAAGCUGGGUCUGAACGACAAGAUCGGCCUUGAGAACGAGGCGCAGAUGCGCGCCCGCCCCGCCCGCAGCGGCAAGACCAUAGAGCUGGACGAUGUGGUGUUCCACCAGUGCGUGAACCUGGCGCGCUUCAACACGGAGAAGACCGUCAGCUUCGUGCCCCCUGACGGGGAGUUUGAACUCAUGAAGUACCGCAUCACGGAGGGCAUCAACCUGCCGUUCCGUGUGCUGCCCAUGAUCAAGGAGCUCGGCCGCACACGCUUUGAAGUCAACGUCAAGGUGAAGAGUGUGUUUGGCGCCAAGAUGUUUGCCCUCAAUGUGAUAGUGAAGGUGCCUGUGCCCAAGCACACGGCCAAGGCUUCCCUCAGUGUCACGUCCGGCCGGGCCAAGUACAACGCCGCUGUCGAUGCCAUUGUCUGGAAAAUAAAGAAAUUUCCCGGGCAGACGGAGCUGAGCAUGAGUGCGGAGGUGGAGCUGAUUUCUACAAUGGUGGACAAGAAGCAGGGCACACGCCCUCCCAUCCAGAUGGAGUUCCAGGUGCCCAUGUUCACUGCAUCUGGGCUACGAGUGCGCUUCCUCAAGGUGUGGGAGAAGAGUGGUUACAGCACAGUGGAGUGGGUGCGUUACAUCACACGUGCAGGGGCCUAUGAGAUCCGUUGUUAG
Molecule: messenger RNA, 1227 nt
Organism: Closterium sp. Yama58-4
Lineage: Eukaryota; Viridiplantae; Streptophyta; Zygnematophyceae; Desmidiales; Closteriaceae
Source: the annotation of a GenBank genome assembly